AAUCUGGCUGCGAAUAAUAGGCCUAAAUGAGUAGAGUGCAACGGUUUCACCUUUUUUCGCUUUUUAUUCCACAACACCACGUAACCACUGAAGUCAGUUUGUUGAAAGAGCUAAUAAAGAAUUUAUUUUAUCACCUAGAACCCAAUGGAUGGAUCUAUUAUUUGCAUACUGGUGGAACACCAUCGUGCAGCUGAUCCGUAGACACCAGCCUCUCUGCCGAUAGGCAGCUGCGCCCUUCUAUGAUGACUGAUCAGCUGCUUAAGGAGGAGAACAAGAAGCUUCAGAAUGCAUUACAGGAUGCCCUGCAGCUUAAACUUGAAGCUGCACAGUAUGGACUAAGAAUCCUCGAAGAAAAGCAGCAACUUCAAGCUCAGUACGAUGAGCUGUUAAGGAAGUUCGAUGAUGCUGGUCAGGAAUUGAUCCUAUCAAAGCAGAAAUUGGAAGAGCAAAGCUUGUUGCACAGGCGACUUAGCAAAGCCGGCCUUGAGGAAGAGCAGGAUUUUUUGUCUGAAUAUACGGACCGUGAACAGCGCCUUAUCAAUCAGGUCAUGGACCUCGAAGUCGAAUUAAAGGAGGUCAGAGCGAAGUUUGAUAGGCAAAUGGCUGAUAAUGAUGGUUUGCAUCAAAGAAUGUCCGAGCAGCAGGGCAGAUUUGAAGAUUUGAACCACUCCUACUCUCAGCUGAAGGCUGAGCUGAAAGAGGCGAAGCGAAAGGAAGUCCAGCUUACCAGUGAUUUAGAGGAUUUAGAGGCCGAAAAUCUGGACCUACAAAAGACUAUUCUGUCCUUAAAAACCAGCCAGGUCGAAUUCGAGAGUUUGCGACAUGAAUACAAACGUAUGCAGGAGGAAAACGAUAUAAUACACAAUCAGUUGGAAGAAAUAACACGAUUGAAACGCAUGACGGAAAGAUCACUUGAAGAGGCUUUAGAGUCUCUCCAGAUCGAACGAGAUCAGCGACACAACCUUAAGAGAGAACUCGAUAGCCGCUUUAACUCCGAGUCAUUGCUUCAUACCGGAAAUCUUCGGAACGAUCUUAAGGGCUCGAUAAACCUAGCUCAUACAGCGCUUGAGGAUAUUGCAAACUUACAGUACCCUAUGGAGACAUUUGGGUCUCCGAUACUCAGUCAGGUGGGCACUUGCUCUACACCCAAUGCCAAAGAAGAGACUUGUCCGCCUGAUGUACAUCCCAAUGCAAAACGAAUUUCUACGGAUCAUUCAUCUCCGAACGAUCUACUCUCUGAACUGAAGUCUUCUGAAUUUACGAAAUUUCAGGCCGAGUUUGCCCAGCUUGAGGCCGAACGGAAUGAAUUAGAGCGUAAGUUAGAGGAAACCGAAAGGUCUCUGGAAAUUGCUACUAGUGAAGUCUCAAAUAAACAAGAGCGCAUCAAUGGUUUGUUGGCUCAAUUGGACGCCAUUAUGUCCGUAAAGUCGUUGGCGGACUCUGAAUUCGAAACCAAAGGAUCGGAACGGGAUCUUACUCUUGACCCUCCCGACUCUCUUCCUAACGGUACUGCGGGAGACUCCCUAGUAACAGCUCUAACAUAUUUGGACGAAAACGAUAUGCCAUCGAUCGCCUCUCAUCCGGCCUUUAAGAAUCUACGUAAAGCACUCAGGAUAUAUGAGAAUCGAUACUCGGUGGCCCUUCGUCAAAUUAGCAGCUUGAAUCAUGAUCUCCGACGAUAUCAGGAACGUGAAAAGCUUAACGAUCGCCCUGAGCUUGCCACAGAAAAAGGUUUGAAGGACGAAUUACUUUGUCUGCAGACUAUACUUGAUGAACGGACAGAGGAAAUUAAGAGAUUACAGAACACGGUGCUCACCAACCAAGAAGCAAGUUGUGACACCAAUAAGAAACUGGAUUUGUUUUGCAGGGAAAUUCAUCGGGGUCUUGUGUGUCUUUUCGAUAUUUACUCUUUCGUUUGCUCAACCAUUCAGGAAACGCCGAAUAAGCAGAUGCAAGAGCUGGCGGAUCGUUGUGGUGUAUCGCUUUCUGUCCACAACAGCUCCCCUGAACAUUCAGUUGCCUCCGAAGUGACAGCGACUACGGAGGAUGGCCACCAAUUCAUUUCCCUGGACUCAUCUGACGUAAAUCGGACGGAGACUGUCUCGGCCAAGCUCGAUGAACAUUUGACUGCCAUCAGUCAGCUCCGGUUGGUGGUUGGCACAUUCGUUGGCAAAUACGUUCAAACGAUCAAACAGUCUGCAGGCCAAAGCAGUGCCGAUCUAGACGAAGCACAACAGCAAGUUCUGCGUUUGAAAUCGGCGCUCGAAACCAAACGCGAACAGGUGGUGACGUUGCGCAACAUGCUCCGCGCAAACAAGACGACAGCAGAAACUGCUUUGGCCAAUUUGAAACAAAAAUACGAAAAUGAAAAAAUUACCGUGAGUGACACCAUGCAAAGACUGAGGAAUGAGUUGAAGACAUUAAAGGAAGAUGCUGCGACAUAUGCGUCCCUUCGGGCUAUGUUCGCUCAACGGUACGAUGAGUACAUCACUCAGAUGGACGAACUUCAACGCAAGCUGAAUCACGCUGAGGAAGAAAAACGAACUCUCAAUUCGCUUUUGCGCCUUGCGAUACAGCAGAAAUUAAGCCUCACUCAGCGACUAGAAGAGGCUGAGGUAGAGUUGGAACAGCGACGGGGCGUUCCACGACACCCACAAUCACAUCUUCAGCACACCUACGCCGUAUCCCAAGUCUUUCAUCCAACCUCUUUCCAUUCCAGUAUAGGAAAUAGCCUCCUACCCCACCCGAUACCUACACAAGCCUCCUACCCCGGUGGAACGCACAAUCAACGGAGGACACAGCAACCACUUUGCGUUCAUCCACCUUCAGAGACCCUGCCUACUCUGGUUCCGGAUUCUUUCCCCCAGACUACUGAUCCGUCCGCGCAUCCCACAUUCCCCGUCCCACAGCGCAGUACUCCCAACCAUCAACCAGUUUCCGGGACUAAAGCGCUUACUUCUGGAGGAGAUAGGCCCAAGUAAGAUUGCCCCACAGUUAGCCAGUCCGAUCGAGUCAAGAACAACAAAGAUGUCGGCGGCAUUAUUGACAGAUCAGAAAAGGUUACCUAUCUCAUUCAGUACGCGAGCAAGCUAAAUGUACAAAUGGCUAUGGGCAAUCCCUCUUCCCUAUUCAAAACUCGAGAACUGGGCGAAGUCGGGUAAACUGUCUGCUCCAUAUUUGUCUCUACUCUGUUGGUUACACGCAAGUAUGCCAAGUAACAGAAAGGAUUUGUCCUUGACAAGAAAGUUGGGCAUUUUGGAGAAAUGAAGACAUUUCCACCAGGAAUGUUGCAGGUCAAGAUAUCACGUGAUUUACACAUUUCUCGUCCUACCCUAGCCAGGUUGAUUGCCAGUGAAAAAAGUCUGGUAGAAUUUGUCGCAUGGCACUGGAAGCUCUCAGAAAAGGAUGAAGAAGAAACUGAGGUGAAAGGCUGGAUGAUCUCGGUUCAUGAGCACAGCCAAACAAUUACAGGCCCGCUUCUGAAGAAAAAGGCCGAAGAAUUCGUGGAAGGAUUUGAAAAAGUCUGUGCUGUCACAGAAGGACGGUUGCGAAGAUGGAAGAAUAGAACUCAACUUGUGUAUAAACGUUCCGUUGGCUGAAAGAUCGACUGCCUGAAUUUUUAAAUACUUUUUUAUGAUGACAACGUGUACAAUGCAGACGAAACAGGUCUUUUCUACCGAGCAACUCCAGAAUGCUCUUUGUGUUUUGUUAUCUACAAGCCCAGCAGAUCGAAAAAGUCAUGGAUUGGAUCACUUUUCUGUGCUGCGCAAAUAUGUCUGGCACGGAUAAAGGAAAUAUAGUAUUGAUUUAAAAACUAAGAAACCACGAUGUUUUAAUGGCGUGAAUCUACUCACGCUUCGCGUAACUUACAGAGCUAAUCAAAAUGCGUGGAUGUCGAAAGAACUUUUCACCGAGUGCGUCCUCGAAUGGGACAAGGAGCUAGGCCAAUGUGGCCGAAAAGUUAUGUUGCUCUUGGAUAGUUGCACAGCGCAUCCACAGGUAGUAGGACUGAGAGACAUUCAAAUGGAAUUUUUGCAGGCAAACACGUUCGGCAUUCUUCAACCCAUGGAUCAAAGUUUGAUUAUGAGUCUGAGAACCCGUUACAGAAAGGAAAUGGUGGACAGAAUUCCUUAGCACAUCGAAAACAACGUCUUUUCUGGCUCAUCAUCGGCGCUAGAUGUUAACGCCAAGAUUUCUCUGCGCAAUGCAAUUAUGUUCGUUUCGAAAAGUUGGAGACGGGUUACCGGUGCAACAAUAAAAGCGUGCUUUCGGCAUGCUGGCUUCAGUCGACUAGAAUCCGAUGCACUUCCUAAUGACGCCGUCAUUGCUGAAGACGAGAUCAACGCUUGCACAAUCCCAGUCAUGAAUGAGGAGGAGGAGUUCGUCGCCAUUGACAUUGAAUGUACCUCAGAUCGGACAACUGCUGACGAUGAAAUAGUCAGCAACAUUUUAGAGAACCGACUAGAAAAGAAAGAAGACAGCGACGCAGAGGAUGACGCGCCGGAUGCCUCCGUGAGUACCAGCAGUCAGCGUUUGUCGCAUUCAAGAGCAAAUAACUGUGUGAAUGGUCUGUGUAGCUACGGACUUUUUCAUGGGCAAGGCAACGAUUUCUUAUCCCAAUUAGACUUUAUCAGAACAAAAGUGACUGGGGUAUCUGCACGAAAUAAUGUACAACUGACGUUGGAUUGUCUCUCAGCAAAAAAUACCACAGCGCCAGUUUCUACAGCUACCCAACGUGGUCCUCGCGCGAAGCGGGAUAGCUAGAAUCACGAACUCUUCCAGUAAACCCAGCUGAGGAAUCUCUUCUGCCAUUGCUCAUCUACUUGGCACACCAUCCUGCUUUCAUUCGACAUGUGCCAGCGCUCGUCACACGCAACAACAGCUUCUCCUCAUUUCAACUCCUUUUAUGUUAGAUCACUUUCCUUACAGUCGGAUGAUAUUCCACGUGCGCAACUUUCUUCAUCUCACUUUACAUAUUGGUUAUAUCAUGGUCUCUAUCCACCCCCACCCCCCCAACACACCCUGUUCACGUCGAUUGAGACGUUGGAAAUGUUGCGCUUCGUUCUUUUCCAAACUAUUCUUUUAUACUCCUUCCGUAUUCAUUUCUUUCGCUGAACACCCUUUCGAGGCGUGUCUAGGAUUCCAUGUUUCAUCUCACUUCCAUUGCUUCAGGCCAAUGUGGCUGUUUCUCCCUACCUAACGUAAUAAUGGUUGCUUUCAGUAUGCCUGAUCGCCAUCGUGGUCAUUUUACCGGCGUUUGCGAACAGUUUGCUCAGUUCGCACAUCUGUAUAAACUGCAUUUACCACGUCUUGCCUGUUCUGGGCUUGGUAACAUAAUCACCUCUCCCUGUAUCUUUAUCUUAUUUGUUUUUAAACUGUUUGGCCGGUGGCCUUUGAGCACGCCCUCACUUCGCCAAUUUUGGUCGCUAAAACAGACCCAAAUACACCCCACUACUUUCUCG
Messenger RNA from Dicrocoelium dendriticum, 5462 nucleotides. Lineage: Eukaryota; Metazoa; Platyhelminthes; Trematoda; Plagiorchiida; Dicrocoeliidae. The record is from the annotation of a GenBank genome assembly.